This is a messenger RNA of Papaver somniferum (opium poppy), 1647 nucleotides long. RefSeq names its product chitinase-like protein PB1E7.04c. Gene Ontology annotation, molecular function: glycosyltransferase activity. The coding region runs from base 170 to 1435 and encodes 421 amino acids. The record is from RefSeq and is a predicted model, not a curated record. Gene Ontology annotation, cellular component: membrane. NCBI's taxonomy places the organism in Eukaryota, Viridiplantae, Streptophyta, Magnoliopsida, Ranunculales, Papaveraceae. The transcript has a single exon.
CUUGAGCUGGAAAAUUUUAUGUGGGGAAGAAAAAAACUAAUAACUUUUCCCCAUUAUUCUAUCAAUUUCAGUUUUCAACAACUCAAUAUUCAACUUCUUCUUCUUCUCAAAAUUCCAACUUUACUUUGUACUCUCUCUCACAGUCUCACAAUUGAGGGAACCUGAUAAGAUGAUGAUGUUGAUCUCUCCAUCUCCUUUUUCUCUUUGUUGUGCUCUUCUCCUCUGUCUGCCACUAGCUCUAGUUUUCACUUCCACUACUACUCCUCCCACCACCAUUAACAGUGGCACGAAAAGAAACUUACUCCCUCCACCACCACCACCAAUCAUAAUACCGACCGAUGAUGAGUCUCUAUUCAAACUCGCUUCCCGAGUUAACUCAAAACCAUUUCCUUCUUCUUCUUCUUCUUCUUCUUCUUCUUCUUCUUCUUCUUCUUCUUCUUCUUCUUCUUCUUCUUCUUCUUCUUCUUCUUCUUCUUCUUCUUCUUCUUCUUCUUCUCCUUCUUCACCGAGAAAAAUUGCUUUUAUGUUUCUUACGACAACCCCACUUCCAUUUUCACCACUCUGGGAACUGUUUUUCAAUCAAACCGAAGAAAUUCAUCAAAAUCAUAAAAACCUUUACAACAUAUACAUUCAUGCUGAUCCAAAUCAAACUUACGACUCACCAUUCACAGGUGUUUUUAACAACCGAGUAAUUCCUUCGUCAAAACCCACAAAGAGAUUCACUCCAUCUUUAAUUUCUGCAGCUCGUCGUCUUCUUGCUCAUGCUCUAAUUCAUGAUUCUUCAAAUUCCAUGUUUGCUCUCAUUUCUUCUACUUGUAUUCCUCUUCAUUCGUUUAAUUUCACUUACAAUACAUUAAUCCGAUCAAAGAAAAGCUUCAUCGAGAUACUACCUAAUGAACCAGGAGCUUACGAUAGAUGGGUUGCGCGUGGAUUAGAUAUUAUGUUACCGGAAAUUCCAUUUGAUAAGUUUCGAAUCGGAUCACAGUUCUUCGUCUUGACCCGUAAACAUGCAAGAUUAGUUGUCCGAGAUCGACGUUUAUGGUCGAAAUUUAAACUUCCUUGUCUGCAAUGGGAUGUCUGUUACCCGGAAGAACAUUAUUUUCCGACACUGAUGAAUAUGCUUGAUCCACAGGGAUGUAUACCUGCAACUUUGACUCAUGUUGACUGGCAUGGAAGAUCCGACGGUCAUCCUCGUACUUAUGAAGCUUCAGAAGUGAACCCUGAGUUGAUCAUCAAGCUUAGAGGAGAUAAACUCAGAUAUGGUGGUACUGACGAUGAGGAGGAGGAGAAGAAAAUAAACGGCUCUGGUUCGUCGAGGAUGCUGCAUCAAAAACAUCAUCAUGAUGAUCGUUUUCUUUUUGCAAGGAAGUUUUCUCCGGAUUCAUUACAACCGUUGAUGGAUAUAGCUGAAGAUGUUAUCUUUAAAGAUUUUUGAUUUUUGUAGAAAUUUACUAAAAUGAUGAGACAAAAAAUACCUUCCUCCACUUUGAAACUCAAAAAAGAGAAGAAAGUUGAGAGAGAAGAAGAAAAAAAGUGGCUGGGGCUUAUCAAUAAACGAACCUGCCGUUUUGUCGUUUUACUUUGUAUUUUCACUGUACACCUUUAGCAAAUCAUUUGAGAUUAAUUUAGCUAACUAUAUUAAAAAAA